This is a messenger RNA of Dermatophagoides farinae (American house dust mite), 1537 nucleotides long. Lineage: Eukaryota; Metazoa; Arthropoda; Arachnida; Sarcoptiformes; Pyroglyphidae. The record is from RefSeq and is a predicted model, not a curated record.
AUUGAACAAUUAUUAUUAUUUCGUCAUAAACGUGAUGAAGAACCGGCACCAAUAUAUGGUAAAGGAAUUGCAUUCUGGCUAGGUGAACAUUGUGAAAAUACCUGUAAUCGUAUAUUAUUCCAUGUUUGGUGUAAUAGUACCACACAUCGUUGUGAAUGUCUACAAGAAUAUCCUGUUAAUGUUGAAAAUAAAUAUUGUCUUAAAGCUCUACAAAUAAAUGAUCGCUGUGAAUAUAGUGAAGCGUGUCGUUAUUUGAAUCCCAAUUCUGAAUGUAAUGAACAAGGAUUCUGUAAAUGUUUAAAAGGAUAUUUUGUCAAAUAUGAUGAUGAAAAAGAAAGUCGAAUUUGUAUGGCUUAUGAUUCACCAUUUUUCAUCCGUAUUGGUUCAACAACAUUCGAUUUUAUCAAUAAAAUCGAAUUCAUCACAUUAUUCAGCCUUAUCAUAAGCUUCAUAUUGAUUUUGAUUCUAUCCAUGAUGGUCAUUAAAUUGAUGAAAAAGAAUAAAAAACUAGCCAAAAAUGAUCAACCAUCUUUUUGUGAUAUGAUACCACCACCACCUCCAGUUAUAAUGAAUGCCCAACCUGAUCGUUAUAAUAAUCAACAUUCACAUCAUCAUCAUCAUCAUCAUCAUCAUCCAUUUCAUCAUCAUCAAACAUCAUCAUUACAAUCAACACCAUCGCGUAGUCCAUUUCAUCAGGACUAUAGCCUACAGGAAAAGACACCAAUAUCAUCAUAUAAUAUACCACCAUUACCAUCUAAUCUCAAUGGUUAUUAUAUUGUACUAUUCUUGUUAUAAUUUCUUUUAAUAAAUUUUAUCCACUGUAUAGAUUUUCGUCGCCAAUCAUUAUCAUCGUUGAGAUCACAAAGUUCAUUAAAAAGUCUUUCAUCAUUUCGAAGUCAACAUUCGUAUCGAGUGAAUAAUAAUAAUAAUAAUAACAAUAAUCAUUCGAAUCAACAUCAACAACAUCCAAUGUCAUCGUAUCAUCGUACUAUUCACUGCCAACAACAAUCAAAACUUAGACCACCAUCACAUCAGACUUCGUAUCAUGAUCUACGAUAUACAAGGCAACCAUUAAUGGCAUCCGGUUCAUCACCAUUGGACAGUCAAACUGAUCAAAGUGGUUUUCAAUUGUCCAAUCAUUUGCCAACAAAUCCAAUCACAUCAACCAAUACUAUUGAUCGAUCACGUAUCAAAUGUGCUAAUCAUCGUUGUGGUACUGGAUCUAAAGUUCGAAGUGAAGUUUGUCUUGUUCACAAUAUGCCCGAAAUGCUUCAACAACAACAACAACAAAACUGAAUGAUGAUCAAUACAAUCUCUAAUUGCUUGUUUCAUUUUGUGCCUAAUUAACACAUGUUAUUUAUUAAUCUAUAAUAAUAAUAAUAAGCAAUUUUAAUUCUUACAUUCAUCCAAUCAACAAACAACAAAUAUUCUGGUGUUUUUAAAAAAUUCACAAUCACACAUCAUUUCAUAUACAGACAGAAAAAAAAUCAAAAAAAAAGAACAAAUUUUUUUUUCUUUCACUUUCUCAAAUUCUUUA